Molecule: messenger RNA, 2746 nt
Organism: Neogale vison (American mink)
Lineage: Eukaryota; Metazoa; Chordata; Mammalia; Carnivora; Mustelidae
Gene: F9
Product: coagulation factor IX
Exons: 8
Coding region: 229-1608 (459 amino acids)
Biological process (GO): zymogen activation; blood coagulation
Cellular component (GO): extracellular region
Molecular function (GO): serine-type endopeptidase activity; calcium ion binding
Source: RefSeq, a predicted model, not a curated record
UCCUGCUUCAGCCUCUAAUCAGCCAGUGACUGAAGCCCAUGGAAUGAGAGGUGAAGUUUUAAAGACGAACACUGCCUAUACUCUUCACUUCACCCAAGAGGCCACUGGAAAUAGCCCAAAGACCCACUGAGGGAGAUGCACAUUGUUUCCCAGAAGUAAAUACAGCUCAGCUUGUACUUUGGAACAAUCGGUCAACCUUGCUACUUGCACAAUUCGUCAGCAAAGGUUAUGCAGUGCCUGAACAGGAUCAUGGCAGAAUCACCGGGCCUCAUCACCAUCUGCCUUUUAGGAUGUCUACUCAGUGCUGAAUGUACAGUUUUUCUUGACCACGAAAAUGCCACCAAAAUUCUGAAUCGGCCAAAGAGGUAUAAUUCAGGUAAACUGGAAGAGUUCGUGCAAGGGAACCUUGAGAGAGAAUGUAUAGAAGAAAAGUGUAGUUUUGAAGAAGCUCGAGAAGUUUUUGAAAACACUGAAAAAACCACUGAAUUUUGGAAGCAAUAUGUUGAUGGAGAUCAAUGUGAGUCCAAUCCAUGUUUAAAUGGCGGCGUAUGCAAAGAUGACAUCAAUUCCUAUGAGUGCUGGUGUCAAGUUGGAUUUGAAGGAAAGAACUGUGAAGUAGAUGUAACGUGCAACAUUAAGAACGGCAGAUGCAACCAGUUUUGUAAACUGGGCCCCGAUAACAAGGUGGUUUGCUCCUGUACCACGGGGUACAAACUUGCGGAAGACAGGAGGUCCUGUGAACCAGCAGUGCCGUUUCCAUGUGGAAGAGUUUCUGUCCCACACAUUUCGACGACACGCACCCGUGCUGAAACUUUUUUUUCCAAUAUGGACUAUGAAAAUUUCACUGAAGCGGAAAAAACUUCCGAGAACCUUACCCAACCGCUCAACGACCUCACUCGAGUUGUUGGUGGGAAAGAUGCCAAACCAGGUCAAUUCCCUUGGCAGGUCCUUUUGAAUGGGAAGAUCGAAGCGUUCUGUGGAGGGUCCAUCAUCAGUGAAAAAUGGGUGGUAACUGCAGCCCACUGCAUUGAGCCUGGUGAUAAAAUUACCGUGGUUGCAGGUGAACAUAACACCAUGGUGAACGAACAUACAGAGCAAAAGAGAAACGUGAUUCGCACUAUUCUUCACCACAGCUACAAUGCGACUAUAAAUAAAUACAACCAUGACAUCGCCCUUCUGGAACUGGAUGAACCCUUAACGCUCAACAGCUAUGUGACCCCUAUUUGCGUUGCUGACAGGGAAUACACGAACAUCUUCCUCAAGUUUGGAUCCGGCUACGUGAGUGGCUGGGGGAGAGUCUUCAACAGAGGGAGAUCGGCUUCAGUUCUCCAGUACCUUAAAGUUCCACUUGUUGACCGAGCCACAUGCCUUCGCUCCACAAAGUUCACCAUCUAUAAUAACAUGUUCUGUGCUGGUUUCCAUGAGGGUGGUAAAGAUUCCUGCCAGGGAGAUAGCGGGGGGCCCCACGUCACCGAAGUGGAAGGUGUCAAUUUCUUAACUGGAAUCAUUAGCUGGGGUGAAGAGUGUGCAAUGAAAGGAAAAUAUGGCAUAUAUACAAAAGUGUCCCGGUAUGUUAACUGGAUCAAAGAAAAGACAAAGUCCACUUAAAGAAAAAUCUAUUUCCAAGGUUGCCAUAUUCGGGGUUGAAAAUGGACAAGGUCCUUUACUAAUCGCUUUCCUAUCUCUUUAGAUUUGACCACAUACAUCCUAUGAAUACUGCUUUUUUUCUCUUUCUGGGGAGAAAUCUGUCUAGAAUUCCUAUUUUGCUAGAGUAAGUAGAUUAGAAAAUGGAAUCACUAAAGAAACGUACUGUGAUAGGAAAUUGUGACCAUUCCCACAGGUCUAGCCCUUGACAAAACUGGGAAGUGAAGUUCUUCAUCCUGCCCGUGAGGCAUGAAGUUUCUCCACCAGAGCAACUCUCUGACUUCCCCUCCUUAGCAGCAUUCCAUGUUCCAGAUCUUUCUUACGUCUCCCACCAAAAUCAUCAAAAUGUUUUAGAUCUGUAUCUGGGCUCUUUGGUCUAGUUCACAAAGUCGGCACCGCACUCAUAAAGGAAGAACGCAGGAGGAGCUGACAGGUUGAAACUCACCAGAAAACACCACUUCCUUUUCUGUACCCUUAUUCCCACUUCCUCUAUCUCUUCCAUCUCCUAAUCCCAAAAUCAGUUUCUCUCUCUCCCUUUCUCUCCCUUUUCCUCUCUCUGCCCUUUUCCCUACAAGGGAUUAAAGGAGGGAAGGGACACAUCCCACUGUUUUAGUGCCGUCCACAGUUACACGUGUCUGUCAAACCCAGACUUGCUUUCACUUUGGUUUUUGACUUGCUUUUCGGAGCAUCCGGUUGAAGUGAGGCACCCGAAGAUCUUGGAGGAAAAGUUCCUCUGAGAGAGUCAUGUUGUUAAAAACACACAUCAUGGAAGGAAUGACCCAUCAAAAGAGUUCCCCAAGAGCUUGUCAUUGAGAAGGGUGACAUCAACUCAGUGUGCCUCCAGUACUAUCCAGGGUUGAGGAAGAAGUUGUCCUGGACCAGAGAACAUGAGAGUCCUGUCUCCUAACCUAGCAUAUCCCCACUGUAGAGAAGGGUGCACUGGUGGCUCACUCCCCCUUUUCUGGCUCUCCAGGCGACUGAUUAUAAUUAGACCUUCCAUAUUGAAUUUUCUAUAGGGUUGCUGACCAACCUACACAGGUACUUUGAUGUGUUAGAAUGGCUUCCAUUAUGAGUUAAUAAACUGAUGUUCUGGUUCAUAGCA